GUAAAUUAUUUGACUAGCUGCAGGUUCUCGAUGUUUCCCCCCUAAACAUUUUUAGAUAGUUACUGCCUUAGCUUAAUAAACAAUGUUUACUACUAGGUUAGUUACAGUACAUACAUAAGGUACCUACACACUUACACACUUAUACACUUCCACACCCGGGCACUUCCAUACACACUUACACUCACUUGUGAAAUAUAAUGAACUGAAGUGUCGGUCGUCUUCAUUCAGCCUUUAAACUUAUCUGGGUAUCCUUGCAUCACCCCGUUUAUUGCGUCUCUGGUAUCCUCUCCUUUCCGACUUUCUCUCAUCUACCGCGUUAAUUCUACAAUACGAUUCUCUUACAAUUCUCUCCCACAUACAUCACAUACAUUUCCUUUCCUCCCAUCAUUUCUUGCUCUUUUCCUUUGUUCCCCAUGUUUCUUUCACUACUUUAGUUCAUGCUAUAUGGCGGAAAUAGCAGCUCCCUUCUGCUUAAUCCUGAUGGAGGCCCGCGUCUUUCAAGGAUAAUUACGGAGAUAAGAGAAGUAAGGAACGAAUAUUUACGUAUAUUUUAUGGGCUUAAUUACCUUUCAUACGAAUAACCCGACUCCAUCUUCGAAAUGGGUUGGUUGAGUUUUCUAUCAAGAAAACCUACCGGUAACUUGAACAAUAAUCUCAAGGCACAGGCUUACGAUGAGACUGUGGCCGCCAAUCCUCCAAUCCGCGGCACCUAUCCGGUUGCUGGUAAUGGACCAAGCAUUUUAGAGAAAUUCCAGAAAUCGCACCCACGUUUGAGAAAUGGACAUUUCAAUGAUAAUUCUGCACCGCCUCCUAUAGUUCCUCGUCUACUCAACCGUCCCAAUACGGCCCCUACCCAGUCACCCGAAGGAUUAUCCCGGCCAAAAUCCCGAGUAGGAACUCCAGUAAAGUCGAUACGAGAACCACCUAAGAAACGACACGGACCCUACAAACUUCCGCCGAAGAUACCAACCGAGAGGAAUGAAUAUAUUCACAGCGUGCCAUCCCCAACUUACACCCGCCGUCGAAAUUCUUCAAUUUUUAGCGGGGAUUCGGAAUCGACACGUGGAUUCGUCGACUUACUGGAAGCUCAAUCAUUCAUCAAGCCAUAUGAUUUUUAUGGUCGCGUAAAGGCUACUGGUACUAAAGAUUACGAUGAGGACGUUGCAGAUCGCAACAUUAGCGAGAAUGGCUCCAGCCUCAACUCUCCACAGGCCAAGGAGUUCUAUAGAAGGAAUUUAGCCUCAAGCAUUUGGAGCGACGGCGAGGAGCUUGACCGACCGCGUUCGUCCAGGAAAAGACAAUCUAUGGGAUAUGGGUUGCAGACCAAGUCAAACAAUUCUAAUUUUCGAACCGCGUCACCUGCGACGUUAGCUUUGCGCGCAUAUCAAGAUGACCCAACGAACGAAACAACACUAACUGAAAAGGCUCUUCGUCGAAUGUCCUUGCAUUCGUAUGCCCCAUCUUCGUCAGAGCGACCGAGGAGUGCUUCUACGGGUAGAAGAGUCAAGGGACAAGACUCGGAAUAUUUUCCCGAGUCCCUACAAGAGUUGGCUCGCGCAGCGAUUUGGGAAGGGUUUGAAUAUGAUCCAUCUGUGGAUUUAGGCCUGAGAGGCAACCCAACGCAAUCAAGCCUGUCACAGCAAAUAUCUAUUCACAGGCAGGAUUCUGACAGUGAUCUUGCCUACCAUGCGCGCAGCGAUUUUAACCGGACUCUCAAUAACUCUCCUCAGCGCAGAACCAUGUCACAUAUAUCUUCAACCAGCAUUAAGCCACCAUUGAAGACAGGGAACCUAAGGACUCUCCAUUUGCCCUAUCGUGGCGAACUAAUUACCGAGAGUAACUUGCCAAGCACAGAAGAGGACCUAUACAGAAACAAGAAUCCUGAUUCUCCGAAGCGCCAUCGCGGACCUAUACCCGACUUCGACGGCUCAUUGUAUGAAUUGACAUCGUUGCAACCCCCAGAGCCGAUCGACCUGAAAACCAUCUUCGGUCGCUCUAGUGGCCAAGACGAAUCAAACCGUCGUUAUGGAAAUGAAAGCAUCAUAUCCGGGUCCAUGAAGAGUCUCAAACGGUCGGAAACUGAAGACGUAGUUCCGGGACGAGGCAGCAGUAUUCGCCGUUGGUCACUAACUUCCGAAACGGGAGGCUCAACACAGAGCUCGAAUCCGUUCAGGCCUCAAUCCGGUCAUACCACUAAUACUUCAGUGGAUCUUGCCCCUCGCGUACCGCUACCCAAGGCUACUGAGUUAGAAGAAACGUCUUUUUCACCUAGUGGAAAUCGCGCAGCAACGAGGAAUUAUAUGGAACUUGAUGCGCCGGAGCCCUCGUAUCAUGAUGUCGACCCUAAAUUGUUGGCAGGAUCUCUUCUCAACUCUAGUCGACGGAAGUCUUCGAUAAAUUUCGCUAUCGACGAGGAUACCUCAUCGGUCGAUUCCUUUGAUGCUCCUAAGCGUUCUGCAGGUGAAUUUGAGAAGGACCUUCUCUUUCAAGGCUACGGGAUGGAAGGUUCUCAGCUACCAGGACUUCCGGCCUCAUUUGACAUAACGGCGAAGCCUAAUAAGCCGAAACGAUCCCAGCCACGAAUACCCUAUACACCCAAGGAUCCGCUUCACCUAACCACCUUCAGCUCUACAAAGUUCGAGGAUGCACUUUCUUCUACUUUCAGUUCUCAGUACUCGGCUCCGUCCCUGAAGCAUAAGUCCCAGUCUAGGUCAUCUCGCUUGCAGGUACCAGAGUUUGAUUAUACUGAUUCUGAAGGUAAUGAUUAUUCAGAGCCUGAAAACGAGUCUGAAGAAGACUUGAAUUUCGAUAUUCCUUUUAAGCGCCCAAGUGAUCACCGAUACCACUCCUGUGGUAAUAUGCGGCAGUACGAAACUACUGCCCAACUAUUCGAGGAUGAUGACUUAGAUUUACCCGACAUGGCCAUAGUCGCGCGGCUUCAAAGGGAGGCCAAGUCAAAACAGCGUGCAAGCAGCGCCUCAUUGCGGAAGACCAAGGAAAAGGGGAAAUCACCUGAUUUCUGCAUUCCUAGGAUCGAGUUCGACGACCAGUCUAGUUACGCGAAUACUAAGUUAUGAAAUUGCGAGUGCCUAAAACUAAGGGUUUAACUAUAAACCUUGCGGGGAAAGCAUAUUUACAAUGCCCCCUUUUCAUCCAUCAUCACCACGGAGGUCUCGAGGCAGCAGCAUACCUCCCCUCAUUAUGCAUAUGAUUAUAAUGAUAUUUAUCAUGAUUUAGAACAGUUUGGCGCACGGCGAUGAGUUGGCACUGAUGCCCGGCGAGGCUCGCGCUUAUUUUAUACCCCCAGUGCCGUAGGUUAGGUAGGAUAGGUCUUACUAAUAGUCGGCCUCAAUAGGGAGUUGUGUUUACAUGGUUGUCACAGUUAAGGUGGGAUUCGAUUGCAAUAACCUAGGUUGGGUAGUCACGGGGAAUUCCUGUUUGGCUAAAG
Molecule: messenger RNA, 3448 nt
Organism: Daldinia decipiens
Lineage: Eukaryota; Fungi; Ascomycota; Sordariomycetes; Xylariales; Hypoxylaceae
Exons: 3
Coding region: 600-3077 (825 amino acids)
Source: RefSeq, a predicted model, not a curated record